Molecule: messenger RNA, 6963 nt
Organism: Chelonia mydas (Green sea turtle)
Lineage: Eukaryota; Metazoa; Chordata; Testudines; Cheloniidae
Gene: SFXN3
Product: sideroflexin 3
Exons: 12
Coding region: 1111-2079 (322 amino acids)
Biological process (GO): serine import into mitochondrion; monoatomic ion transport
Cellular component (GO): mitochondrial inner membrane
Molecular function (GO): monoatomic ion transmembrane transporter activity
Source: RefSeq, a predicted model, not a curated record
CCAGGGGAGGCCGCAGAGCACCAGUGGGUUCAGUGCGGAGCCCCUCUGGGCCGGGGGUUCGCUCCCCUGCCAGCCAGCCCGGGUUAGCUGGAGCAGGCCAGGGAGCUGUGACCCAGUGGGAUUUCACCGCAAGCGCCUGGCACAACGCUGGGGCUGGUGGCAAGGGCAUUGGCCGAGGGGCUAGCGUAAGCGCUGGCUGCCAGGGCUAGGCCAGAAUCACCCGCCCGGCAUCCUCCUAGGUUUGGGAAACCUGCUCGGAGGAACUGUGGUCCUGGGUGCUGAGGGCUUGGCGCAUCUUAGCAUGCCAACCUCUUCCCCCCCUUUCCCUCCCCCUGCUGCCUCUCCCAGGCAGAUGAUGCUAAGAGCAGCAGUCAGUCCCCUGGAGGUGGGCAGAGAGGAGACGCUGGGAGUCCAGCCUCAGCCCUGGCCGGCCUCUGGUCCUUGUCUCACUCCACUCCCUUCCUGGCUUCCUUGCAAUCUCGCGGCCCUGGGCGCAGGAGCCUUCUCCUCUGCAUCUCCUGCCAUCUGCAGCAGCCUCUGUUGGUCUCUCCACCCCCUCCCCUGCGGAAAUAGUCUCCUCUGGGGAGUGGUGGAGCCCCCUUGGGUCGUUUCAAACUCAGCUGGGACAAGGCCCUAGGGAUAUGUAGUGUAGGGAACAAGCCUGUUGGGGGGCUGUAGAAAUAGGGGCUACUUGCAGAGUAGGGCGUGGAGUUCAAACCCUCCUCCUGUCUGGGGGUCAGGCUGUUGGCUCAGGCCUGUUUCUACUCUCAGGAAGCCAGGUUUUGCCAGGGGGCGGGCAGCCUGCCCUGGUGCCCUCCUGCGCCCACAGGAGGUACGGGCAAUGGGCCAGCAUCUGACUUGGCUUACACAGAGGGCCAAGUGACUUUGCCAGAGCUACGCUGAUGUCAGCGAGAUCAGGAUCUAGCCCGAAGUCCAGGGCAUCCUAGCGAAUGGGGGGAGUGCCCUUUGGGAUGGAGUUAGCAGACGCAGCACCUCCCUUGGCUCCGGACCCUGGCCGAAGAGUCUGCUCCUCUUAUUAGCCCUUUGCUCGUCUGCUGCACCUUCAGCUUGUUGAAUCCAGGCAGCGUUGAAUUUCGUCCCCGUGAGAGGAUGUCAGAGGAACUGCCCUUGCACAUCAACAUCCGGGAGCCGCGAUGGGACCAGAGCACUUUCCAGGGGCGAGCCAAGCACUUCUUCAUGGUGACCGACCCCCGCAACCUCCUGCUGUCUGGGAAGAUGCUGGAAGACGCCCGGAGGGUGGUUGAGAAUUACAGGUCGGGGACGGUGUCACCGGGCCUGACGGAGGACCAGCUCUGGCGGGCAAAAUACAUCUACGACUCGGCCUUCCACCCCGACACCGGGGAGAAGAUGUUCCUGAUCGGGCGCAUGUCGGCCCAGGUGCCCAUGAACAUGACCAUCACCGGCUGCAUGCUCACCUUCUACAGGACGACCCCCGCGGUGUUAUUCUGGCAGUGGGUGAACCAGUCGUUCAACGCGAUCGUGAACUACACUAACCGGAGCGGAGACGCCCCCAUCACGGUCGGCCAGCUGGGGACGGCCUACGUCAGCGCCACCACCGGGGCAGUCGUGACGGCGCUGGGACUCAAGUCUCUCACCAAGCAUUUACCGUCAAUUAUUGGCCGCUACGUGCCUUUUGCUGCCGUGGCAGCUGCUAACUGCAUCAACAUUCCUUUAAUGCGGCAGAGGGAGCUGAAGUUUGGGAUCCCCAUCACGGAUGAGGACGGGAACCGGCUGGGGGAGUCGAGGGCAGCGGCCCAGCAAGCCAUCGCUCAGGUGGUGGUGUCCCGGAUCGGCAUGGCCGCCCCCGCCAUGGCCAUCCCUCCCGUGAUCAUGAAUGCCCUGGAGAAGAGAGCCUUCCUGAAGCGAUACCCCUGGCUGAACGCUCCCUUGCAGGUCGGACUGGUGGGGUUCUGCUUGGUGUUCGCGACCCCGCUGUGCUGUGCCCUCUUCCCACAGAAAAGCUCGAUGCGAGUGAGUCGCCUGGAGCCUGAAGUCCAAGCUCUGAUCCGGGAGAAGAACCCCCACAUGGAGAUUGUGUAUUUCAACAAAGGGCUUUAAGCGAGGCUCCCGCCCCCCAGCUGCCGGGAGAAGAGAUCAGGGAACGGAUCGGAACCCAGGUGUCCGGGGAGAAUGUUAAAUGUUGUGCUAGAAUAAUCCCUGUGAGCUGCUGCUUUAUUUCUGGCUGUCCUGUGUGUACGGUGUAGGUUCCUUGGACUCGGAUGACCCUUAGCAGUAGGUAGUGAUAUAUGCUGCUGUGAUAUAGAUUGUCUUUCCUGAACAAAACUGAAACAGGAAGAGCUGAUUCUCUCUGGUGGCAGGUUGAGAGUGGCCAGAGCCCCUCAGUAACCCUUCCUCCACUCCACCCUCCUGCUGUGUGUGGUCCCACAGUGGCUCGCAUGUCCAUCUUCGCUGCUCUUGAGAGUAAUGUUCUUGAGACGCUUCAGUGGGGAGAAGAGGCUGGAGUGGGUGAUGCUCGUAGGACGAGCAGAUGUCAAGGGCCGAAAAGCGAGUUUUCCUCCAGCUUUGUUGUUCUCUGGUGGGAUUUCAAAACUGACCUGAGGCCAGUGCCAUCAGAAAGCCCAGUAGAAUGGACCAGAGUCACAGUUGGGCAUGGCUCUGGUGCAGUGCCUAGGCAUGAAUUUUACAACACGUUGAAAGAUCAUUCUAAAUGUUCUUGCUGUGUCUGCGGAUGGUUUCCUGCCUUAGCAGCAAAGACAGGAGCUCAUCUGACUUCCCUAAGGGAGGGAAGUAGCCAAGGAGGAAGACGUCUGGUCAUCUUCCAGUACGGCAGGCCCAGAGCGGCUUGGCAUGUUGAGGAGUAGGCCAAUCAAGGUGGGUGAGCAGGUGUCUUCUCAGUGCGUUGGCUCACCAGAAUGAGGGAUGGGGCAGCUGUAUACAGUGUGACUUGGCUGUUCCCUUUCACCAUAUUGGAGGAUCUCUCUCGGGUCAGGGCAUCCUCCAUGCUCUUGGUCCUUUUAGUAUUGGCCUGCUUCGUUCAUCACAGACCGAAAGACUUAGCUUCUCUGUCGGGCGGUAGGUAGUCACACAGCCCGUCUCUCCUUUCCAGACUCAUAGAGUGCAGCUAAGCAACCCUGGUGCAGUGUUUAUAGACACUUGAUGAGGUGGACUGACUGCUGGGGAAAGCUGUGUACUUAUACAGCAGAGUCGCUCCGAAAAAGAUCUAGAGGGGGAAAGAAACUGCUAUACAAGGGAGCUUGCUGCAGAGAUGGACCCCAGGGGGUUUCUCUGCCUACCAGAGGAGAAUUAGCUGCAAUUCCUGAAUGUGGGGAAAGCCCGGACCCAGAGCUAUAACUCAGCUUUGCACUUGGGCCCAUCGCUGCUCUUGGAGCCUGGUGUUCGGACCCAGCUUUCACUCGUGUCUGUGUGUGUGUAUUUGCACGCUCCACACCUGUGUGUGUGCCGGCUCAUUCCUAACCAUUGUCUCUGCAGGGGCCAGUUCUGAUACCUUGUACAUGCAACCUAACGGAAUUUCCAUGGGGGAGAGUUAAAUUGUCCAUGAGGAAAUUCCCCUGCCUGGCUGCACAGAUCUAACCCUCUGUCCGUUGCAUUGCCCCUUUUAAACGCACUAUGGGAGGUGUGAGGGAAAGUCAGGCCCUCCCCACCCCGUUUUAUUGGGAAUAUUGACUCAAUACACGUAUGGUGCAGGGGAAAAUGCAUCGCAGUGGUUUUAGGAUGCGAAAGACAAUUGCCGGGCGCAAGAGAUCACUGAUAAAUAAAGCACAAAAAGAGGAGGAAACCCACCCCUCUUCUGUUAUCUGAAGGAACGAACCCUACAGGGGUAUGGAGACUCUUCCAAUAAUCACAGCUCUGUUGCAGCCUGCACAAUCUAGCUUAAAAUCUGACUCGUUCAGGGCCUGACCCCGCCCUGCUGAAAUCUGCCGGAGUUGUAGUGUUGGCUUCAGUGGGUGCAGGAUCAGGGGUCUGCAUGCAGCUUUUUAAAAAUAGCAUAAUCAAGUAAGCUAAAGUAGAUCUGACGGCUUGGAAAUGCUUGAGCUGCCUGUCCUCUAAUGGAAAGGGCUGGGGAAUGUCACAGCUAAGCACGCGGGGCCCAAGGCUACUCCAGGUCAGCAACUUAAUCCGGUUUUCCGCUCCUUUCAUCUCCAGAGCAAAUUACACAUUCUAAUCUCCGAAAACCAGCCCAGGGUUUGUUUUUUUUUGUUUUUUUAAUGUCGUCUUUGUUCCAGGCUCAAGUCGCAUCCUGGGGCCGCUAGACGCCCUUUGAACAUGUUUACUUUUACGGGGCUCUUGUCUCCUUGCUGUAAGAUCACCUUGUUGUUUGCUAUAUCAGCCUCCCUUUUAACAUGUGACGUUUAAAGGGAUCCCGUCACACUGCUUUAAGGUCAUGGUGCUUUGUGCUGUGGGUGGGUGUGUAUAUCCGUACAGAUAAAAAUUGGAUGUUUUACAACAUCUAAACCAGACAGAAAUGCUUCUGUGACAUUUAAGAAUUUCAAUGAAAAGAAGUUUAGUCCUGGCUGGGUAUCAACCUUCCCCUGCUACUGCCAGAAACGGGACAGGAAACUGACCCGCCUGGCCAAGCUGAGUGAGGUGCACAGAGCAAACAACCCGGCUCUGGAGGGGAAAGGGAACUGGAUAUUUUAAAAGUAGAAUUAGCCGGGAGUGGUGUUGCUAGUAAGAGCGGGCAGGACAAGCCUUUGACUGUGUCUUGGAGGGAGAAUUAGCCCCAUCCUACAAGAGACACAGAGAGAGGAGAUCUGCUGUGUUCAUGUCUAGCCCCUUCCCUGCAGAAGAUGGCUUGUUGCUCCUCCCAGAUGCCCAGGGUGACUCUAGUUCCCAAAAGGAAAAUGAGGCACUGCGUAGGGCUGGCCUGAGCCCUCCCCACCCCCCCACAGGGCUCGCCCGAGCCCUCCUCUCUGAGCGGGGCUGGCCCGAGUCGCUUGGCCGAUCCCUGCCUGCCUCCUGCACGAGGCUGGGGUUGCGGCUUGCCUGAGCCCUGACUGCCCCUUGUGUGGGGAGCUGGCAUCGCCGUGCCACCCUUUCCCCCCCGCGCACAUGUUCCUCUGCACCUCGUUUUUUUGACAAAAGUGGGCAUUUGUCCCGUUUGCUCUUGCCAACUGAUCAAGUCCUCCCCUAGAUUGGCCCUGACAGAAUUUGGCUCAGAGUUUGUCUGUAAUUUGCCCAGACUGCACUGGCCGGGAGGGCAGUGAUAAGGACCGUCGAUCCUCAUGCUUCAGGGCACAGAGUGAUCAGCAGCUGGAGUCAGGCAGAAAUUCCCCCACCCACCCGACUCAGAACAGUGUAUGGUGGGUGUUUUACACUUCCCUCUGAAGUGUUUGGUACAACAGUGGGCAUUGCCUGGGGCUAGGUGGGACAUCCGAUACUAUCGGACUGAGAUAGGGACGGGCUGACUUUAAUCCUCAGUCCACUUUCCCUUUUCAAUGGUUUUAAAAUCCUUUAAGUGUUGGUUUUGAGGGAGGCUGGAGGCAGCUUGGUCGAGUGGUCUGAGCAGGGCCCUGGGAGUCAGGACUCCUGGGUCCCCUUCUUGGUUCGGCCAUCGAUUCGCUGUGUGCCUGUGGGAAAGCCAUGUCACCUGGCCACGCCUCGGUUUUCCCGGGUGAGAGGAAUGGGGGCGAUGCUGCUCGCCCGUCUUUGUCAAGUGCACGGAGGGCUUUGGAUAACCGGUGCUGUAGAAAUGCAAAGUAGACCUAUGACUCCAUAGAACCAGAGGGUCAGAAGGGACCGCAAAGGUCAUCUGGUCUAACCCCUGCCGAACUGCAGCAGUAGGCAUCCAAGGCAGAUGCUCUGCAGUCUCCUUUGGAAAACCUCCAGCCAAGGAGCUUCCGUGGCCCCUGAUCACUUCAGUCCCACCUCAGAGUCACUCAGCUUGAGCACUGGGGGGACAACAAUGGAAACUGGGUGUAAAUAAAAGAAAAAUAGAGGAAACUCCAAGUUUUGACAGGGACAAGGAAACAAGGCAAAUCCCGAUACUCUCAUCUGUAACAGAUGCUGGGUGUCGUUCUCCUCUGCAUUGGAUUCCUGGAAGGGUGGGACGUUAAAAACCAAGCAAUCAAAAAAAAAACAACAGAAAAACCCCCACACCCUGGAUGCACCCAGCAGGAGUGUUGUGCAACGCAGCGUUUAUAUGUAGGUCCUACAAGAAGUGCGUCGUUGCUUUCUGGUGACACACAGGGGCCCUGUGCUGGCAGCAUGUGGGAAUAGGUGCUACAGGAUGGAUGGACUUCCACGGGGAGCGAGUUUGGCAAAUUCCCUCCAGUUAUGUGCUGUUUGUAACCUCCCUCGCCUGAGUCUUUAUCCCCGUCAAACAGGUCUGUUCAGAAAGGGCAUGGGCACGUCUCCGAGGGGGUUAGAUAAGGGGACGCCGGCUUUGACGGGCGGUGUCACUGAAACGAACGCUGUUGCUUUUGUAACGAUCUUGGCACGAUCUGCAGCGCGUGGCGCGUCGGGGCCUGGGAGAGCACCGUGAGCAGGGGGAACUGGGGGGGCAGCGGGUGAGUGUUACAUAAAGAGCUUUGGAUCUUGCCUCCGGGGGGGGGGAGGGGGGGAACGCUGCAGGAUGGUGGCUUUGCCCCAACUCCGGGAUGCUCUGGCGCUCUCCCAUGGGGGCCCGGCUUCCUGCCAAUCAAAUGCACCUGCUUGAGAGCAGAAAGCUUUAACAGUCCUCGUGCAAUACGGCCCGGGCUCUCAGUGUCUGUUGGCAUCACCCCUGUGCUGCGACUCGCCCCCUGCCCCUGGGGAAGGGGGAUGUCCAAUCCCUUCCUGCCGCAGGUUCGUGGGUGGGAGGCCUGGCAGCGUGUGUGCUGCUCGCUCGGCUGGUGUCUGGGGGAAUACCUGUACCUUGAACUCAGACCCCUCUCGGUGGGCCACUGAGCCCAUGGCUGACCUCCACUGUUGCUUUAAACAGGGCAAUUGUUCCAAAAUAAAGGUGAUAUUUUCUGUCUCUUG